AUGCUAAGGCGCUCCAAAAACCUGUCCAGCGAGAUGAAAGUCAAAUAUGCUUGUCUACUCAUAGUCGAUGGACUGCUUUGCCGCAAAUCCGCAGGCAUGAAGAUCCCCAAAGACCACGCGGAGAUGAUCAGAGACCUUGACUAUUUUCUCAGCUUCCCUUGGGGCUGGCAUUGCUUCGAGAUGACUGUUCGGUGCAUCAAAUCCCGCACCACCACUCAGCUAGCACAGCCUACCGUUGUCGUUCAGGGUUUUAUUCAUGCCGUCCAGUUGGUUCUUCUCAAGGCGGUCCCAGCAGCGCUGAUGACGAUGGGGGGAGAAAGCGGGAGCGAGUCAGAGGAGGAAGAGUGCGCUACGGCCAGCACUCUCAAACUCGAUAAGCUCUGA
Molecule: messenger RNA, 384 nt
Organism: Thlaspi arvense
Lineage: Eukaryota; Viridiplantae; Streptophyta; Magnoliopsida; Brassicales; Brassicaceae
Source: the annotation of a GenBank genome assembly